AUGAAGUCUUUACGGGUUUUAGCGUGGUUUUCGGGACUCCAUCACUUAUCAACCGCGUACAACACACCAGCACCGCCAGAUGCGACUCGGCAGAACCCAUUCGCAUACCACCUCAAUUGGACACCGGCCAAUCCUGUGCAUGGCGCGCAGUCGGAGUUCUGGCUUCCGAAUGUGCCGCACAACGGGAAGAGUCCUUUCUUACUCAAUGCGCCUAACUACCACGUCUACCGUAACGUAAAGGACUUUGGCGCGGUGGGGAAUGGUGUCCAUGGUGACACAGAUGCUUUCAACGCCGCAAUUGAUUAUGGUAGUCGAUGUGCCGGAAGUCAGUGUAACGGUGGUAGUACUGGAAAACCUGCCCUCAUCUACGUGCCGCCGGGAACAUAUGCCAUCUACCCCACCAUCCAGCUUUACAUCAGCACUCAGAUCAUCGAAGAUGCUAUCAAUGUGCCGACUCUGAAAGCUGCCUCCAGCGCUUUUAACAAUACUGCGGUGGUUGAUGGUUACGAUAAAGAUACGCAAAGUACAAACAACUUCUACAUCGGUCUGCGCAACUUCAAUAUCGAUAUUACUGCUGCGGAUGCAGCCAAGACGAUCUAUGCAUUGAACUGGGCAGUCUCUCAAGCAACCAACUUGAUCGAUGUCAAUUUCAACAUGCCCAAUGGGAGCAAUCACAUCGGUAUCGAGAUGGACGGAGGUACUAGCGGCGGUGGAUCGGGCCUCUUCAUAGGAGAUCUUACGUUCUCUGGCGGCCUCAUCGGAUUGCAAUUCAGGAACCAACAGUACAGCCCGAAGAAUCUCAAGUUCACCAACGUCGCCACAGCUAUUGCGAUUACGCACGGUUUGGUCAUCACAAUGCAGCAAAUCAACUGUAUCAACCGUUCUGGCCCACUGUUAGUUAUCAACGGAACGACGACAGCUCAAGGCAGCCUCGUUGGGCAAACGUACAUUUCCGGACACGUGUACAAGGACAACAAUGGUCAAGCCAUAGUUUCGAAUGGUACUAAGCAAGUCUAUCCUGAUCGUGGUAGUUUGGCUGAUGCUUCCGGACGCUACUUCACUAAGCCACAGCCGCAGUACACAGAGUACCCUGCGUCCGCCUUCGCUUCCGUAAAGGAUGCUGGCGCUAAAGGUGACGGACAGACGGACAACACAGCCGCUAUCAACGCUGCACUCAAAAACAACGCAGACUGCAAGAUCACCUACUUCCCGCACGGUGUCUACAGCGUGACAGACACCAUCUACGACCCGCCCGGCAGUAGAGUUGUCGGCGAAGCGUGGUCUGUCAUCAGCGCUGCGGGCAACAAUGUCAGCGACGAGGCCAAUCCCCAACCUAUGAUACAGAUCGGCAAACCAGACGAGGUAGGACUGGCUGAACUCAGCGACAUGCUCUUUACCGUUUCCGACGUCUUACCCGGCGCCAUUCUUGUCGAAGUGAACAUGAGAGGCAGCAUUCAAGGCGACAUGUCCUUCCACAACACGCAUUACCGUAUUGUCGGAGCAGCCGAUUCGCGCACCGAAACGGCAUGCGAGUCGGAGACGCAACCGUGCAAAGCUGCGUUCCUAGUCAUGCACCUUAGAAAGACAAGUUCGGCUUACAUUGAGAACAGCUGGCUCUGGACCGCUGAUCACGACCUGGACGGCGCGAAUCCUACAUCCGUCGGCACGGGAAGAGGCAUGUUCGUUGAAGCCACCACGGCUACUUGGCUUGUCGGCACGAGUAGCGAGCACCAUACGCUGUACGGCUACACAUUGCACAAUGCGCAGAACGUCAUGGCCUCCUUGAUGCAGGCGCCGUAUCCCUGGACACCCAAUGCUACCUGGUACGAUCCCACUUUCGAGGGCUGUUCAGGCAAUAUCAGCCAGUGCUACAUGUCGUGGUCUGUCCGUAUCCCUGGCCCAGACACGCGUUCCCUUGCGCUAUAUGGCAUGGGAUUUUGGGUCUUUUCCAACGGACCCGGGUAUGCGGCUUGUUUGGGUCUUGAUGGUAUCUGCCAGGUCAACAUUCCUGGAAGCGCGGUGAGGCUUUAUAAUGUUAAUACAAAGGGCGUACAGAACUUGAUAUCGUUUGGUGGGAGUAAGGACAGUACGACGGCUACGCAGGCGGCAAAUCCGGGGAGUUCGGGUGGUGUGGUGGCGGCGUUUCUCAGUUAUCGUCGAAAAGAGAAGUCGUUCUCCGGAGUACUUGGAGUAAAAGGGAUUAAAGUAACUGGUCGGUACAUGUGA
This is a messenger RNA of Alternaria rosae, 2226 nucleotides long. RefSeq names its product pectate lyase superfamily protein-domain-containing protein. The transcript has 8 exons. Bases 1 to 2226 code for a protein of 741 amino acids. Gene Ontology annotation, molecular function: polygalacturonase activity. Lineage: Eukaryota; Fungi; Ascomycota; Dothideomycetes; Pleosporales; Pleosporaceae. The record is from RefSeq and is a predicted model, not a curated record.